This is a messenger RNA of Botrytis byssoidea, 255 nucleotides long. RefSeq lists its product as uncharacterized. The coding region runs from base 1 to 255 and encodes 84 amino acids. Lineage: Eukaryota; Fungi; Ascomycota; Leotiomycetes; Helotiales; Sclerotiniaceae. The transcript has 2 exons. The record is from RefSeq and is a predicted model, not a curated record.
AUGGCUUGCCAGCUUUUCUAUUUUUUGUGGAUUGCUGCCUGCAACUCGAGCAACCCUUUUGACUCUUCACCAGGACCAAAAUUGAAGGAACAACCUUUCAAGCAAAUUUUUUGUCCUGGAAUUGACAAACUAGCAAACACACUAUGCACUCCUUCUAAAUGCCUCGAAAUUGCCGCAGACCUCGGGUUUUCUUCAAAUUCCUUCGACUUCGAACUACCUCACACAGCGACGACUACUACCACCUUGGUUGGGUAG